AAAUGACUCUUUCACAAUUCACACACGAACACUGAUGCUCUCGCUGUAAAAUCACCCUCACUCGAUUGCAAGCAUCACAGUGAUAUGGCGAAAGCCUACGUUCGAGAUAAUGUGCCAUUAUCGAGAUUCGGAGUGCUGGUAGCACAAUUGGAGUCUAUUGUCUUCUCCGCAGCUCAUAAAGCUCCUGAUCCUCUUCUCUGCUUCGAUCUCCUCUCCGAUCUCAUUUCCGCUAUCAGCGAAGAGCCUAAGGAAUCUAUAAAUCUAUGGCAAAGGAAAUGUGAAGAUGCACUCUAUUCUCUUAUUGUUCUUGGGGCACGGCGGCCCGUGCGGCAUUUGGCAUCAGUGGCAAUGUCAAUGAUAAUAUUAAAGGGAGAUAGCAUAUCAAUAUACUCAAGAGCAAGCACUCUCCAAGGAUUUCUUGCUGAUGGGAGGAAAAAUGAGCCUCUACGAGUUGCUGGCGCGGCGCAAUGUUUGGGAAAUUUGUAUCGACAUUUUGGGAGAAGAAUUACUUCUGGUUUACUUGAAACAACAGCAAUUGUGACAAAAUUGAUGAAAUAUAAUGAGGAUUUUGUGAGACAAGAAGCUUUGCAAAUGCUUUGGAACGCUUUGGAAGGUUCUGGUGGCAAUGCUGCUUUUCCUGCAUAUGCAGAGGCAUAUCGUCUCAUCAUGCGGUUGGGUAUUGGAGACAAAUCAUUCAUUGUUAGAAUAGCUGCUGCAAGAUGCCUCUCAGCAUUUGCAAAUAUAGGAGGUCCAGGUUUAGGAGUUGUAGACAUUGAUAACUCUUCCUCCUACUGCAUGAAGGCACUUGAGGAUCCUGUGUCAUCUGUUAGGGAUGCGUUUGCUGAAGCAUUGGGAGCUUUACUUGCUCUUGGAAUGAACCCUGAGGCACAGGUUCAACCUAAAGGAAAAGGUAACCUAGCACCAAAGAAACUUGAAGGCGGGUUGCAAAAGCACCUCAUCUUACCGUUCACAAAAGCUAGUGGGCCUCGGUCAAAGAACUUUCGAAUUGGAUUAACAUUAUCAUGGGUGUUCUUUCUACAGGCUAUACGUGUCAAGUAUCUGCAUCCAGACAGUGAGCUUCAAAACUUUGUCGUACCGGUUAUGGACAUGCUUCGUGUAGAUUCCUCUGUUGAUGCACAAGCUGUGGCUUGCGUACUUUACAUUCUUCGGGUGGGUGUGACAGAUCAAAUGAGUGAACCUACCCAAAGGGGUUUCUUAGUUCUCCUAGGAAAGCAGCUGCAGGCUACUGAUGCCUGCCCUUCCAUUCAAAUCGCUGCUUUACGUACUCUGUCGUAUGCCUUGAAAACACUAGGAGAAGUUCCUCCUGAAUUCAAGGAUGUCCUUGAUGAUACAGUUGUUGCAGCACUUUCUCAUCCUACACCUCUUGUGCGUGUGGAGGCUGCUUUGACAUGGCGUGCUCUGGCUGAGGUUGAUCCAACCUGUGUUGGUGGUUUAAUAUCUUUUGGGGUCACAACUCUGAGUGCAUUGAGGGAAAAUGUUUCAUUUGAGAAGGGAAGCAAUUUACAGUACGAGCUUGAUUCUUUGCAUGGGCAAGCUACUGUCUUGGCGGCAUUAAUGUCUAUCUCCCCUAGAUUACCUCUCGGUUAUCCUGCUAGAUUGCCCAGGUCAGUGCUUGAAGUUUCUAGGAAAAUGCUAACCAAAUCUAGUCGGAACCCUGUGGCGGCUACUGUUGAAAAAGAGGCCGGAUGGUUACUUUUGUCAUCACUGCUGGGUUCCAUGCCCAAGGAGGAGAUGGAAUACCAGGUUUUUGAUAUUCUUUCUUUGUGGACUCCUGUCUUCAGUAGAGAUCCAGAAAACGAGAUUAAUAAAGCAGAUGACCUGCCUUCAGCUAUUAGUGUGUGGGCUGCUUCCAUCGAUGCACUUACUGCAUUCAUAAAACGCUUUGUUUCUCCUAAUGACGUGAACCAGAAAAUUUUGCUUCAACCUGUGCUCCUAUACCUGAAUCUGGCUUUGUCCUAUAUAUCUGUUUUAUCUGCUAAGGAACAACCCAACAUGAAGCAUGCACUAGACUUGUUGACAAGCAGAAUCUUAAUAGCUUACUUGUCCCUUUCUGAUCCGAUGGCUUAUAAGAGUGACCACCAGCAGCUUGUUCAGAUAUGCACAACGCCUUUUAGGGAUGCAUCUGCUUGCGAAGAAAGCUCAUGCUUGAGAAUGCUGUUAGAUAAGAGAGAUGCUUGGUUAGGCCCUUGGAUUCCUGGAAGGGAUUGGUUUGAAGAUGAGCUUCGUGCAUUCGAGGGAGGAAAAACUGGUGUUUUGCCAUGCGUGUGGGAGAAUGAGACUCCAAUUUUUCCUCAGCCGGAGACUAUCAGCAAGAUGUUGGUGAACCAAAUGAUCCUUGGCUUUGGAACCAUGUUUGCCUGUCAGGAUAGUAGUGGGAUGCUGUCACUUCUUGGCACCAUAGACCAGUGUCUUAAAACUGGGAGGCGACAGGCCUGGCACGCAGCCAGUGUGACUAACAUAUGCGCAGCAUUGCUUGCUGGAUUGAAGGCUUUGCUUUUUCUACGUUCCCAACCACUGGGAAUAGAUGUACUAAAUGCAGCACAGGCCAUUUUUCAGAGUAUUUUGGCGGAAGGUGAAAUUAGUGAGUCACAGCGCAGAGCUUCAUCAGAAGGUCUUGGCAUGCUAGCCCGCGUGGGAAAUGAUAUGUUCACAGCUAGAUUGACCAGGUUGCUGCUUGGUGAUGGCACCAGCGUAAUGGAUUCAAAUUAUGCUGGAUCAGUGGCCCUUGCAAUUGGUUGUAUCCAUCGAAGUGCAGGAGGAAUGGCUUUGUCAAGUUUAGUGCCUUCAACUGUGAACUUUCUUUCAAUGCUGGCCAGAAGCUCUGCAGCUAAUUUGCAAAUCUGGUCUCUGCAUGGGCUUCUUUUGACCAUUGAAUCCGCCGGCUUGUCUUAUCUGUCACAUGUACAGGCAACCCUUGGCCUUGCUAUGGAUAUACUUCUGUCUGAAGAGAAUGGGCGUGUUGAACUUCAGCAGAGCGUAGGUCGCAUAAUAAAUGCUAUUGUUGCUGUGCUUGGUCCAGAACUCGCCCCUGGAAGCAUGUUUUUCUCACGUUGCAAGUAUGUUAUUGCAGAGAUAAGCUCCCACCAGGAAAUCGCAACACUUCUUGAGAGUGUCCGCUUUACGCAACAGCUUGUUCUGUUUGCCCCACAGGCUGUUACUGUACAUUCUCAUGUUCAAAAUAUUCUACCUAAUUUGUCUUCAAGACAGCCAACUCUAAGGCAUCUUGCUGUAUCAACUUUGCGGCAUCUCAUAGAAAAGGACCCGGCUUCUGUUAUUGAUGAACAAAUAGAAGACACAUUAUUCCUAAUGCUGGAUGAGGAAACUGAUAUUGAGAUUGGUGGCCUGGUGCGUUCCACCAUAAUGAGAUUGCUGCAUGCAUCAUGUCCCUCAUUUCCCUCUCACUGGUUGUCAAUUUGCCGUAACAUGAUUCUUGCUACAUCAACAAGAAGGGAUGACAACUUGACACAUGAUCACAUAAAUGGCACAGAUGGGGAGACAAGGUCAGAAUUUGGAGAAGAUGAUGAGAACAUGGUAUCUGGCUCUAAGGACUCACCUGUUGUUCGUGCUAAAAGGGAUAAGCACCUCAGAUAUCGAACCAGAGUUUUUGCAGCAGAGUGCUUGAGUCAUAUACCAGAAGCUGUCGGAAAAAAUCCCGCUCAUUUUGACCUAUCUUUGGCAAGAGCCCAAAGUUCUGGUGACUGGCUAGUCAUUCAAGUGCAAGAGAUUAUAUCUCUUGCCUAUCAGAUAAGCACGAUUCAAUUCGAGAACAUACGACCUGUUGGUGUUGGGCUUCUAAGUACUAUUGUGGACAAGUUUGGAAUGAUUCAAGAUCCUGAGCUUCCUGGACGACUUCUACUAGAGCAGUAUCAGGCCCAGCUCAUCUCUGCAGUCCGUACGGCAUUAGAUGCAUCCUCUGGUCCUAUUCUUUUGGAAGCAGGCUUGCAGCUGGCCACCAAGAUGCUAACAAGCGGAAUAAUUAGUGGGGAUCAAAUUGCAGUAAAACGAAUUUUUUUUCUUAUUUCGCGUCCUCUGGACGACUUCAAAGACCUGUACUAUCCAUCAUUCGCAGAGUGGGUCUCGUGCAAGAUCAAGAUAAGACUUCUCACUGCGCAUGCUUCUCUAAAAUGUUAUACCUAUGCAUUCUUGAGGAGACAGCGUAGCGAGAUCCCGGAUGAGCAACUAGCACUCUUACCAUUAUUUGCAAAAAGUUCAAGUUUACUGGGGAAGUAUUGGAUACGUACCUUACAGGACUACAGUUAUGUAUGCUUCCGCCUGCAAACUAAAAGUGAAUGGAAACCUUUUCUUGAUGGAAUCCAAUCAUCCUUGGUCUCCUCCAAGUUGGAGCAGUGUUUGGAGGAAGCCUGGCCAGUAAUCUUGCAGGCAGUUUCUCUUGAUGCAGUUCCUGUGAAUUCUAGUGAGAAUGGAUCUUCCAUUAGCAAAGAAGAUACAUCCAAAAGUGACUUAUACUCUGGAUAUAGCAUGGUUGAACUGGAUUUGAAAGAUUAUCAAUUCCUGUGGGGGUUUGCUCUACUUGUUCUCUUUCAGGGGAGGGACAAACUUGAUAAAAAUAUAAUACCUGUGGGUUCCGUUAAAUCUAAAAGUGGCAAACAUUCUUUAGCGGAAGAUACACUUACAGCUUUGAAGUUAUACGAGAUUGUGUUACCAGUAUUCCAGUUUCUCUCAACCGAAAGGUUCUUCAGUAACAAGUUUCUCACAAUGGAUAUCUGUAAUGAACUUCUUCAGGUGUUCUUCUACUCCACUUUCAUGGAGGAUACAUGGGAUAGUCUUGCGAUCUCUGUUCUGUCAAAGAUUGUGCAGAACUGCCCUAAGGAAUUCCUUGAAGCAGAUAAAUUUGCAUAUUUGGCAGCAGAACUAUGUUUAGCUUUCCUGUUCAAAUUCUUGAGAAGUGCUAAUGCAAGUUCUCAAUGUCUUCCUGGUUGCGAGGAUUUAAUUUCUGUGUCUCUAACUGCUGCAAAGGAAAUUUUGGGACGCUCUGAACUUAAGAAGCAAUUUCAGUUGAUGUUGGCAUAUAUUUCGAUGGGCUACAAAUGCAGUGAAGGAGCUUCAACUGAAUCAUGUUUUGCUAAAGCCAAUGAUUUUGUUCAGUCUAUAAGUCACUUAAUAAAAAAUCACGUUGACGACAAGUCUAAGCUUGGUGAAGAUGGUAUUUUCGUGUUACGAACAAUAAUCGGAGCUUGCAUUGAUUUGUUUAUCAGUCUAACCAAGGAUUGCAUCAAGAGCAUACAUCUAGUGGACAAUAAGAAGUCUAACUCAUGCAAGCUGCUGCAAAUGAAACUUGCACUAUUUCUAGAGCAAAUGGCUUCAUUUGCUAAGCUGGCAUAUGAAAUUGAAUCCUUUGGGGACAACGUAGAAACCAAGCCAAUGCUAUUUACUGUUUUAAGUAAUUGCACUCGAUGUAUCCAAGCUAGUCUUGCUGAUCAAGAAAUACAGGUAAAGUCGGUUGGGUUGCAAGUGUUACGCGGCAUUUUACUUCGUGGAACUCAUGGUGGAAGGAGCUGUUUUCUGAUUUUUUUCAUUAGUGAGAUACUUAAAGAUGUUAUUACUAUAGUUCAGCAGAAUUUAGUGAAACCCAUAAACAUGGAAGCAGUUAUUGUAACUGGGGAGUGUUUGAAAAUCUUAAUGCUUCUCCAGACGUUGUCAAACAGUACUGAAUGUCAAAAGGGUCUUAUGCACUUGCUAUUGGAAGUUGUUGUACUUGUUUUCUCGACAACAGAAAAAGAAAUGUCCCAGGAAGUCAAGGAGUUGAGGAAUACGGCAGUACGACUUGUGUCUCAACUUGCACAAAUUCCUAAAUCUGCUGCUUAUUUUAAAGAUGUUUUGCUAGCAAUGCCUGCUGGGCGAAGAGAGAUGCUGCAGGGCGUAAUCCGUGCUUCUGUGAUGCAAGAUCAGAAAACAACACAAACAAAAUCACCUACACCACUUUUGGUGAUUAAGUUACCCCCACAAGCAGAAUCAAGUAAAGAGAAAAAGGUUGCUUCAUCGCCCCCUAUUGAACAUGAAAACAGUAGUGAGGAAGAGGAAGAUGACGACUGGGAUACUUUUCAGUCUUUUCCAGCAUCUGCGAAUGAAGUAGAUCCAAGCACAGAAGUAGAAGAACCAAAUGAUAUACCUAUUCCAGAUGUUACUACCGAAGACACCGAAUUUCAGGAGGAUAGGGAAACUUCAUCUGCAGUGGAGAAACCAGAUCAGAGGAAAGAAGUUGAAGUGAAUAUGGAGGAUGAAGUUGAAGGAAAGAAUACAACAGACGACUAGAUUAGAGCAGCAUUGUUGCUGGAUUAUCGGAAAAGCUAGGAUGACAGCGUAAAAGUGUUAACACCUAGUCAGUGGUCACGGCAAUAGUGUUUUGACGUGUUUAUGCAUUGUGCUGCUGGUUGUUAUUUAUUCAUAUGCUAUUAUGGCAACAUGGCUGAUACAUGGUCUAUUUCAGCUGGUCCAACAAUUAAGGCAUUGGCAACCUCCGAAGACCAAUGUACUAUACCUGCUUGGCUACUCACGACCAACCAAGAGAACUCGAGAAGGUUGUGUUUGCACCUUUUCCUUUACUUUGAGGCUGAACUAGCAGUGUAUAUAAUUUGUUGUGGCUAUAGAUUUUUUACUCCCGGAAAAUGCUUGGCAGUAGAAAGUCCAUUUUGUACAAAGGGUACUGUCAAUAUGUGAGCCUGUUUUUUUCCCCUAAAAACAUAUUAUUAGAUUGCUCUGAAGUUUGUAUCUUAGACAGAAGUGGUCAAGUUUGUGUAAAUCAAGUACAUAACAGUUGAUGGAAAUGAGAAACACUGGAUGCAAAUUGUUGUAAGCUUAGUAUUUGGAUAUUUUUAAUAUUUGGAGUUCGGAUGAUGUAUAGAAGAAGCUAAUCUCUCUUUAGAAUGCUGCUUCUUUUUGGAUAAUACCCACAAUAGGCUAUUUUAUAUACCA
Messenger RNA from Daucus carota subsp. sativus, 6954 nucleotides. Its product is annotated as protein SWEETIE. The transcript has 48 exons. NCBI's taxonomy places the organism in Eukaryota, Viridiplantae, Streptophyta, Magnoliopsida, Apiales, Apiaceae. Bases 85 to 6294 code for a protein of 2069 amino acids. The record is from RefSeq and is a predicted model, not a curated record. Gene Ontology annotation, biological process: carbohydrate metabolic process.